This is a messenger RNA of Pan troglodytes (chimpanzee), 2211 nucleotides long. It is a transcript of the gene CREM, whose product is annotated as cAMP responsive element modulator. Gene Ontology annotation, cellular component: nucleus; ATF4-CREB1 transcription factor complex. The coding region runs from base 403 to 1485 and encodes 360 amino acids. Gene Ontology annotation, biological process: regulation of transcription by RNA polymerase II. Gene Ontology annotation, molecular function: DNA-binding transcription factor activity, RNA polymerase II-specific; RNA polymerase II cis-regulatory region sequence-specific DNA binding; protein binding. Lineage: Eukaryota; Metazoa; Chordata; Mammalia; Primates; Hominidae. The record is from RefSeq and is a predicted model, not a curated record. The transcript is spliced from 10 exons.
AUUGUUGGAUUGUGGCGCUUCACUCCUGCUGGCGGCCGGCAGGGGGCGGAGUUCGAGCCUGGAUUUUUUUCCUCGGGGCCUCCCCCGGGAGGCCGUCCCGGCGUGGGGGAGGGGAGGACGGCGCGGGAGGAAGCGGUUCGGUCGGCUGCAGCGCUACUUUUGGUCCGGGGUCGGCAGGGAGGCCGCGGCUACCGCAUCACAGCUGACGUGAGGACUACGUGGGGCCGCUGCCGGCUCCGGGUUGCUGGGCGGCGGCGCCGCUGCUGAGCGGCGGUCGGGCUCGCCGUCUCCACCUCCUCGCGUCCGUAAUCAGUGACGAGGUCCGCUACGUAAAUCCCUUUGCGGCGGGAUAAAUAAAGAAAACAGGAAAGGAGGAAAGCAUUGAUUACAGAUGUCUUAACAAUGAGCAAAUGUGCAAGGAAAAAAUAUAUUAAGACAAAUCCAAGACAAAUGACCAUGGAAACAGUUGAAUCCCAGCAUGAUGGAAGUAUAACAGCUUCUUUGACAGAGAGCAAGUCUGCUCAUGUGCAGACUCAGACUGGCCAAAAUUCAAUCCCUGCUUUAGCUCAGGUUUCUGUGGCUGGAUCAGGCACCGGAAGAGGCUCCCCAGCUGUAACUCUAGUGCAGUUACCUUCGGGCCAAACUAUACAUGUCCAGGGAGUAAUUCAGACACCACAGCCAUCGGUUAUUCAGUCAUCACAAAUACACACCGUUCAGGUAGCAGCAAUUGCAGAGACAGAUGAAUCUGCAGAAUCAGAAGGUGUAAUUGAUUCUCAUAAACGUAGAGAAAUCCUUUCACGAAGACCCUCUUAUAGGAAAAUACUGAAUGAACUGUCCUCUGAUGUGCCUGGUGUUCCCAAGAUUGAAGAAGAGAGAUCAGAGGAAGAAGGAACACCACCUAGUAUUGCUACCAUGGCAGUACCAACUAGCAUAUAUCAGACUAGCACGGGGCAAUACAUUGCUAUAGCCCAAGGUGGAACAAUCCAGAUUUCUAACCCAGGAUCUGAUGGUGUUCAGGGACUGCAGGCAUUAACAAUGACAAAUUCAGGAGCUCCUCCACCAGGUGCUACAAUUGUACAGUACGCAGCACAAUCAGCUGAUGGCACACAGCAGUUCUUUGUCCCAGGCAGCCAGGUUGUUGUUCCAGAUGAGGAAACUGAACUUGCCCCAAGUCACAUGGCUGCUGCCACUGGUGACAUGCCAACUUACCAGAUCCGAGCUCCUACUGCUGCUUUGCCACAGGGAGUGGUGAUGGCUGCAUCGCCCGGAAGUUUGCACAGUCCCCAGCAGCUGGCAGAAGAAGCAACACGCAAACGAGAGCUAAGGCUAAUGAAAAACAGGGAAGCUGCCCGGGAGUGUCGCAGGAAGAAGAAAGAAUAUGUCAAAUGUCUUGAAAAUCGUGUGGCUGUGCUUGAAAACCAAAACAAGACUCUCAUUGAGGAACUCAAGGCCCUCAAAGAUCUUUAUUGCCAUAAAGUAGAGUAACUGUCUUUGACUUGGACCUUGUUUACUGUAAUCAAGGCAGGAGAUGCAGCAGUCCUACUUAUUGCCAUGUGGACUUGUGGGAAGGACACGUGUGACCCUUAAGAAUCCAGUUUGGAUUAGUGUUUGAAAUUGAAUUGGGAAUGUUGUUCCAGGAUGUGGAAUGCAGCCGUGAUCACACUUACCGAGCUUACUUUGAUCUGUUUGUCAAUAGCAUGCAAAAAAUGCUUUGUUUGCCCUUUGCUUCUGCGUUUUUCAGGGAAGCUGCCAAAGAAUGUCGACGUCGAAAGAAAGAAUAUGUAAAAUGUCUGGAGAGCCGAGUUGCAGUGCUGGAAGUCCAGAACAAGAAGCUUAUAGAGGAACUUGAAACCUUGAAAGACAUUUGUUCUCCCAAAACAGAUUACUAGAAAUAUUUAACUAUGAACUGAAGACAGCAUGUAUAGUUGCUUUUGAAGGAAUACAAUAUAUAGCUGGCAAGAAUGGUGGCUUCUUUUCUUUGUAUCAUUCAUCUUCUUCUUUAAUCACUCAACAUUCCUAAAAUGCUUCACUGUAUGUAGUUAAGUCGUAGCUAUAACUUCAAAUUUUUUAAAAGAGACAAACUGUAAAAAAUGUGUGUAUUCUUAAAAUGCAAUAUUUGUAAGGCUUGUUCCAAUGCCACAUACUUGCAGCUCCCAUUCUAUGUGUCAUCAAUAGUGUCCUAUGCAAUAAAAUUAUUUGCAGGUCUUUAAA